Cucumis melo (muskmelon) is the source of this 4725-nucleotide messenger RNA. RefSeq names its product subtilisin-like protease SBT5.3. The coding region runs from base 28 to 4563 and encodes 1511 amino acids. The record is from RefSeq and is a predicted model, not a curated record. The transcript has 21 exons. Gene Ontology annotation, molecular function: serine-type endopeptidase activity. NCBI's taxonomy places the organism in Eukaryota, Viridiplantae, Streptophyta, Magnoliopsida, Cucurbitales, Cucurbitaceae. Gene Ontology annotation, biological process: proteolysis.
UCAUUUAGAAUUGCAAAACAAAAGUUAAUGGAAUACUUCUCUUAUAUUGUUUCUCCAUUACUAUUGUUUUUCUUUUUGCUUCAAACAUCUGCCCUUCCUACCAAAAAGUCUUACAUUGUUUAUUUGGGAGCGCAUUCGUUCGGACCGAACCCUACAAACUUUGACAUCGAAGCAGCAACCGAGUCACAUUAUGAUCUAUUAGGAUCAGUAGUGGGAAACAAUUUGGAAGCCAAAGAUUCAAUUAAGUAUUCUUACAAUAAAUACAUUAAUGGUUUUGCUGCUGUUCUUGAUGAGCAACAAGCCACGGAUCUUGCAAAGAAUCCAAAGGUGGUGUCGGUUUUUGAAAACAAGAAAAGACAAUUGCAUACAACACGAUCAUGGAGUUUUCUUGGAAUGGAAAAUGAUGAAGGAAUUCCUUCAAACUCCAUUUGGAAAGCUGCAAGGUUUGGUGAAGAUACAAUUAUAGGCAACCUUGACUCAGGUGUUUGGCCAGAGUCGAAGAGCUUCAACGAUGCAGGCUAUGGUCCUGUUCCUUCAAGGUGGAGGGGAGCUUGUGAAGGUGGCAACAACUUUCAAUGCAAUAGGAAGUUGAUUGGAGCAAGGUAUUUCCACGCAGGAUUUGUAAUGGGAAGUGGUCUUAUCAACGUUAGCUUCAAUAAGACAGCAAGAGAUGAAGAUGGCCAUGGUUCACACACUUUAUCCACAGCCGGAGGCAACUUUGUCCCCGGAGCCAGUAUAUUUGGCUAUGGCAAUGGAACUGCAAAAGGAGGUUCCCCAAAAGCUCGUGUUGCUGCCUACAGGGUUUGCUGGCCUCCGGCUUUAUUUGGUGGUGGCUGUUACGAUGCUGAUAUCUUAGCCGGUUUUGAAGCCGCCAUUAGUGAUGGUGUCGAUGUUCUCUCCGUCUCUCUUGGUAGCGAAGCUCAAGAGUUUUCUCAUGAUUCCAUGUCCAUAGGGGCAUUCCAUGCUGUUGAACAAGGAAUCGUCGUGGUUUGCUCUGCUGGAAAUAGUGGUCCGGGUCCCAAGACUGUAAGCAAUGUAUCUCCUUGGAUGUUCACUGUCGGAGCUAGCACCAUCGAUCGAGAUUUCACAAGUUAUGCUACCCUUGGAAACAAGAAGCAAUAUAAGGGUUCAAGUCUUUCAUCGAGUUCAUUGGCUGGUGGUAAAUUCUACCCUUUGAUAAAUGCUGUAGAUGCAAGAAAUCCUAAUUCGACCGACAGCUUUGCGCAAAAAUGCGAGACGGGAUCGCUUGAUCCAGCAAAGGUAAAAGGGAAGAUUGUAGUUUGUCUUCGAGGAGUAACUGCAAGAGUUGAGAAAGGUUAUGUUGUUCUUCAAGCUGGUGGUGUUGGUAUGAUUUUAGUGAAUGACAAGACCGAUGGAUCAGGCCUUAUUUCUGAUUCCCAUAUACUUCCUGCCACUAGUCUUACCUACACCGAUGGACUUGCUGUUGCUCAAUAUAUUAACUCCACCACAACACCCGUUGCUCUCAUAACACCUGUAGAGACUCAGUUAGGAGUUAAACCAUCACCUGUCAUGGCUGGCUUCUCAUCAAGAGGCCCUAAUCCCAUCACUGACGCCAUGCUCAAGCCUGAUAUAACAGGACCGGGAGUGAAUAUUCUCGCAUCGGUCACAACAGAUGUAACUGCAACGAAAUUUCCAUUCGAUACGCGUCGGGUGCCUUUCAACGUUGAAUCGGGCACUUCCAUGUCUUGCCCACACAUCGCAGGUGUUUCUGGUCUUCUCAAGACUCUUUAUCCAACAUGGAGUCCAGCAGCUAUCAAAUCUGCCAUCAUGACUACAGCCAAAACAAGAGACAACUCCAUGCAUACAUUAUCAGACACCGUGAAGGCGAAGGCAACCCCAUUUGAUUAUGGUGCAGGACAUGUGAAUCCCAAUAAUGCAAUGGACCCCGGCCUCGUUUACGACACAACCAUCGACGAUUACUUGAACUUCUUAUGUGCACGUGGCUACAACGCCCAAACUCUGAUGAGUUUCCACAGCAAACCAUUUGUGUGCGCAACACCGUUCACAUUGACCGAUCUCAACUACCCAUCAAUCUCGAUCCCAGAGUUGAAAUCCGGUGCCCCAGUAACGGUGAAUAGAAGAGUUAAGAAUGUGGGAACCCCAGGAACAUACGUGGCACGUGUGAAGGCAUCCUCAAAGAUCUCAGUUACGGUUGAGCCGAGUACGUUGCAGUUUAAUAGUGUGGGAGAAGAGAAGGCUUUCAAGGUUCUGUUUGAAUACAAAGGAACAGGACAAGGUAAAAGCUAUGUGUUUGGGACAUUGAUAUGGUCUGAUAAUGGGAAGCAUAAUGUUAGAAGUCCUAUUGUAGUGAAAUUGGGAUCUUACAUUGUUUAUUUGGGGUCGCACUUUUUCGGAUCAAAUCCUUCUAUACAUGAUGUUCAACUUGCAACGGAGUCCCAAUACGAAUUAUUAGAAUCAGUCGUGGGAAGCAAAUUGGCAGCCAAAGAAUCGAUUUUCUAUUCGUAUAAUAGAUACAUCAAUGGCUUUGCUGCCAUACUUGAUGAAAACCAAGCCAUUGCUCUUGCAAGGAACCCAAAUGUGGUGUCGAUUUUCGAAAACCAGAAAAGAAAAUUGCAUACAACAAGAUCAUGGAGUUUUCUUGGCAUGGAGAGUGAUGAAGGAAUUCCUCCAAACUCCAUCUGGAAAGCUGCAAGGUUUGGGGAAGAUACUAUUAUUGGAAAUCUUGACACUGGUGCUUGGCCAGAGUCGAAGAGCUUCAAUGAUGCAGGCUAUGGUCCUGUUCCUUCAAGGUGGAUGGGAGUUUGUGAAGGUGGCGCCAACUUUACUUGCAACAAGAAGUUGAUUGGAGCAAGAUAUUUCAACAAAGGAUUUGAAGCUGAGAAUGGCCCUAUGAGUGCUAACUUAACCACUGCAAGAGACCAAGAAGGCCAUGGAUCCCACACUUUGUCAACAGCCGGAGGCAACUUUGUCCCCGGAGCCAAUGUCUUUGGCAAUGGCAAUGGCACUGCAAAAGGAGGAUCCCCUAGAGCUCGUCUUGCUGCCUACAAGGUAUGCUGGCCGAGCUUCACGGGUGGUUGUUAUGACGCUGACAUCCUAGCCGCUGUUGAAUCUGCCAUUCAUGACGGUGUUGAUGUUCUCUCUAUCUCUCUUGGUUCAUCUGCUAGAGAUUUUGCUUCUGACACCCUUUCGAUAGGAGCCUUUCACGCCGUUCAACAAGGAAUUGUUGUGGUUUGCUCCGGAGGAAAUGACGGUCCGACUCCUGGGACUGUAACCAAUGUAUCUCCUUGGAUGAUCACGGUUGCUGCUAGUACCGUCGAUCGAGACUUCGUCAAUUAUGUCGCCCUCGGAAACAAGAGACAUUUCAAGGGGGUAAGUCUUUCAUCUGGAGGGUUACCAAGGGGUAAAUUCUACCCUUUGGUGGAUGGUGUGCAAGUCAAAGCGGGCAAUGCUACUGAUAAGCUUGCCCUACUUUGUGAGGAUGGAUCACUUGAUCCAGCAAAGGCAAAAGGGAAGAUAGUACUUUGCCUUAGAGGAGACAGUGCAAGAAUGGAUAAGAGUUUCGAGGUUCGUCGUGCCGGUGGCAUUGGUUUGAUUCUUGUCAAUGACAAGGAAGAUGGAAAUGAUAUUACAGCUGAUCCUCACUUUCUUCCUGCUUCUCAUUUGAACUAUGCUGAUGGAAUUGCCAUCUUUCAAUAUAUCAACUCCACCAAAUCACCAAUGGCUUUCAUAACCCAUGUAAAGACUGAGAUGGGAAUCAAACCAUCACCAAUGGUGGCUGAUUUCUCAUCAAGAGGCCCUAAUCCCAUCAUAGACUCCAUGAUCAAGCCCGAUAUUGCAGCUCCCGGUGUGAGUAUACUCGCAGCAUUCUCCGAAUAUGCAACGGCGACAGAUUUUCCACUCGACACACGUCGGGUGUCUUUUAACUUUGAAUCAGGUACUUCUAUGGCUUGUCCACACAUCUCAGGUGUUGUUGGCCUUCUCAAGACCCUUUAUCCCAAAUGGAGCCCUGCAGCCAUCAAAUCUGCUAUCAUGACUACAGCCAAAACAAGAGACAACUCCAUGAAGUCAAUAUUGGACUACAACAAAGCCAAGGCAACCCCAUUUCAAUAUGGAGCAGGACAUGUCCAUCCAAACAAUGCAAUUGACCCUGGCCUUGUUUAUGACACCACCAUUGAAGAUUACAUGAACUUCAUAUGUGCUCAAGGCUACAACUCGACCACACUCAAGAGAUUCUAUAACAAGCCAUACCUUUGCCCAAAAUCGUUCCCACUCACAGAUCUCAACUACCCCUCAAUCUCAGUUCCGAAGUUGACGAUCGGUGUGCCCGUGACGAUCAAUAGAAGACUUAAGAAUGUGGGAACCCCAGGAACGUACGUCGCACGAGUGAAGGUGUCCUCAAAGGUCUCGGUUACAGUCAAGCCGAGUACGUUGCAAUUUAAUAGUGUGGGUGAAGAGAAGGCUUUCAAGGUUGUAUUUGAAUACAAAGGAAAAGGACAAGGUAAAGGCCAUGUGUUUGGGACAUUGAUAUGGUCAGAUGGAAAUCAUUUUGUUAGAAGUCCUAUGGCAGUGAAAUUGGGAUGAUGAUGAUCUCAUUUAUAUUAUAUUGUAUUUUGAGUUAAUUUCGUUCUAUGGUGAUCGACCAAUAACUUUGAAUUAAUUAUGAAACUAAAAGAUCAUUUUAAUUCUCGAAACAUUCUCUUAUGUUGAAUUGUUUGGGUUUAUUUAAAGGGACUCUUGCAAAUA